Molecule: messenger RNA, 926 nt
Organism: Acanthopagrus latus (yellowfin seabream)
Lineage: Eukaryota; Metazoa; Chordata; Actinopteri; Spariformes; Sparidae
Product: F-box only protein 48
Exons: 3
Coding region: 183-644 (153 amino acids)
Molecular function (GO): protein binding
Source: RefSeq, a predicted model, not a curated record
CACACUUGAAAUACACAGUGCGCGACUCUAGUUGACCAAAAUGUGAAAUUUUUGAUUUGGUUCACCGUUAUCACCUCGCUUUUAGACUAUUAUUGUGUGGAUAUUCAAACCAUUCGUCGAACUGAAAGGCACCGCAAAUUAUCCAGAAAUACACAGGCUGUUUCGAACUGUCGGGAGUUAUUAUGCAGCAUGACUUCACGAGGACCUCGCCCGUGUUUCUGCUCUGUGGAAGACGACCCUCCCUGAUUUCCGGCCCAGACAGAACCCCUCAGAACUUUGCCGAAGCGCUGCCGCCAGAGAUGAGUGUGAAGAUCUUCAGCGAGCUGGAUGCAGAGAGUCUGUGCUGCGCCUCGCGGACCUGCAAGCUGUGGCACCACAUCAUCGAAGAGAGCGAGCAGCUGUGGAGGAGGCAGUGUCUGCCCGUCAGAGCCGUCUGUCAGAGGGAGGUCGACAGCGACAGGAGAGACGGUCUGUCCUGGAAGGUCACCCUGGUGAGGAACUACAUUCGCAGCCGGCUGAAGAGAGACUGGCUGAGAGGACGUUACAGCCACGUGAGGUCAGCGGACGAGCUGAUCGGCAGGAAGAUGACGCCGCUGGACGCCGAGACGUGGGGAGAGAUCCUGCAGGCCGAGCUGGACAGAUGACUGAUGGCAACGUUUGCUGCCACAUACAGGACUUUAUUUAAAGAACCUCGAUCACCUCAGAGUGUCUGAUUUUUAACUCUAAUAUAUCUUUUAUAAUUGUGUGUUUUAUACCAAUACACACAAACAAUUGUACAGACAUUUUUUUGUAUUCCUUUUUUUAAGAAAAAAAGAACCAUGGAGAACCAGAAAUGAAACAAAUGACGAUAAUGAUUGAUGGUUGAAAUGAAUCGUGAUGUAAAUAUGGCUGAGAUGCAAUAAACCACGUUGUGUUGAAGAGUGUAA